AUGGUUACGCAGAUCAGUUGUGACCUGACGCACCCCGUUAAGAACAGGAGCGCCACGGCCCACGGCCGCCGCCGCUCCAGUCUGUCCGCAGGCUCCACCGCCGCCGCUACGGAAGACCGCCGCUCCCGCCGCCUCAGCAGCUGCUGUAUGAUCCCUCGCACCGCCAUAGCCCACGUCGACCCCGUCCAUUUGCUGAUUUUCGACUUUUGCGCCGGGUGCCGCAAGAUGUCGGCAUUCCCGCCAAGCAUGCACGCCGUGUACAAAGUGCGCUCCAAUAUGCAGCGCCAAGAUGCACAAAGCCGAGAAGAUCCAGAGGCAGCUGGGACAGGCAGCGCCGGCCGCGGUGGCUUCCCGCGCCUGGGAAACAAGUUUAUGGAGGACUUGCCCACUAAAUACAGUGAUAAGCUGAUGAAGAGUAUCUGGGGUUUCUACAACAGAUAUUCCGUGCACAAUUUGAAAAAUAUUGAAGAUGGAAACAUCAACAACAGCCAGCAGCAGACGACUUCUGCUGGCUUUGGUGGGCAGAGGGUACCAACACCUCAGCUCACCGCCAACUGGGAUGCUAUGUGGUUCAGUCACAUCUAACUUUACAAGUUUGCUGUAGCUGACACCAGAAGAGCUCCCAUAUCCAAGAUAUGUGUUCCUUCAAAACAACUUUGUGGGUAAUACAUAAACUUUUGUAGAAAAUGAUACCUACCUAUAAUGAUGUGGGUCAGUAGUCUUUCCGUAGUGGUAUAUGUAGCCGCAUAUAUGGUUUAUUAAAAACUAUUUUAAACAUGUAA
Molecule: messenger RNA, 782 nt
Organism: Schistocerca nitens (vagrant locust)
Lineage: Eukaryota; Metazoa; Arthropoda; Insecta; Orthoptera; Acrididae
Exons: 6
Coding region: 1-585 (194 amino acids)
Source: RefSeq, a predicted model, not a curated record